AUGGCAUCAUGGUCGUACAUUACUCAAAUGCUUACACUUUAUGCGUUUAUUCCAUCAUUGUGUAUAGGUCUUUUAGGUAGUUUAAUGAAUGUAAUCAUACUUUCGACAGCGCGUAUGUAUCGUACACAGCCAUGCACAUUCUUUCUACUCAUAGCAGCGAUAGCGGAAUUUGUGCACCUCUUGGUUGCAGGAAUAUCCCGUAUUUCUGCUAUUGGCUUUAAUAUCGAUUUAACUCUUCUCUCACCUGCAUGGUGCAAAUUAAGACCAUAUCUUAUUGAUAUUUGUUAUGGUAUGGCAUUGACAUGCGAAUGGUUGGCAACAGUAGAUCGUUUUCUGUGUACCGCACGAUCUGCUAAUCUACGAAAAUUAAGCAAGAUCAAAUGGGCUCAUUAUAUUAGUGCUAGUGUAUUUGUUUUCUGGACACUUACAUCUGUACCGGAUUUCUUUUCCUUUUAUAUAAGGUCGAACGUUUGUGGCAAUUACAAUGACAUUUGGAAAAUUUACCGUACUUAUGUUAAUAAUUGGUUUUUUUAUCCAAUAUUGCCGGUGGUUAUUGUCACUGUAUUUGGUACACUUGCAUAUCGAAAUAUGCGCACUUUAACAAAUACCCGUCAACUACAAGGAGCUGAUCGUCAACUUACUUAUAUGAUUUUUGGACAAAUAAUAUUAAUUAUUAUUGCAGUUGUGCCUGGUGGUAUUUUCUUUAUAUACUCAUCGUCAGCACUUUCUCUAACCAAAACGGCGGAACAAUCAGAGAUUGAAUAUUUCAUCUUUAAUGUUCUCAAUACUCUGACUGCUCUCACAUAUGGAAGCGGUUUCUAUGUAUUUCUCAUUGUCUCAAAAACAUUUCGUCAACAAGUCAAACACUUUUUCUGUUGUUUUGGCAACAAUCCAAACGCUGUGAUGCCUGCAAAUGCGAACGUGACUCCUGGUAGAGCAAACAUUAAAUAA
Messenger RNA from Adineta steineri, 951 nucleotides. The record is from the annotation of a GenBank genome assembly. NCBI's taxonomy places the organism in Eukaryota, Metazoa, Rotifera, Eurotatoria, Adinetida, Adinetidae.